Funneliformis geosporum is the source of this 2634-nucleotide messenger RNA. The record is from the annotation of a GenBank genome assembly. Lineage: Eukaryota; Fungi; Glomeromycota; Glomeromycetes; Glomerales; Glomeraceae.
AUGACCCAGGUCUCAGAGUCACCUUAUCAAACCGAAAAACACCUUCAUUAUCAUGAGACAAAUGAUUUAGACGAAUAUCUCCAAGAAAACGAACAAGAAUUAAUCAACAAUGAUACAAACGCUUUACCCAAUGAUCUUGCUCGAUUUUCGACCGAGUCGUUACACAGUUUUAGUUUUGUUGCGAACGAUUCUUCAUCCUAUGAAAAUAUUCUUCGACGUUCAUUCGAUUUCAUGAAGAAUAAGUUAAAAGGAUGGAGACUUCCCGUAGUACAAAAUGCGUUAUUCUCGCCGGUUGUUUCAACUUUUCAAUCAGCUGAUAUAGUUCUUCCUUCAGAGUCAAUUUGUGAUAUUAAUGAAUUAGGGUCAUCUCGGAAAUUUAAAGGAGCGUUUGACAUUCCAUCACUUUAUACUAGUAUGAAUACUUCAACCUUACAUUCUCCAACUAGAUUCACUCCUCAAAGUCAGGCUAUCAUUACAACUAAUAGUCUAAGUAACAUUUUAUGUGCAAAUGACAUUGCUUGCUUGAUAUUUGGUUACUCAAGAACUGAGUUAAGUAGUAUUAGAGCUUUGGAUUUGAUUGCCAGUCCCUUUCGGGAAAAACAGGAACGAUCCCUCGCCUCUAGGCCUCAAAAUGAUGACGAUAAUUGUGAAGUCGUAUUGGCUUGCGGAAAAGUGAUACCAAUACAAAGAAAAAAUGAAGAAACAUCCGCUGCUUCAUUAUGGUUAAAGGUGAAAAAGGAUGAAAGUGGAGAAUCAGUUUUUAUCUGGAUUUUCGAAGAAAUUGUUGAAACAAUGAUGACUGCAGAAAUUGACGAGAGGGCUUUGUAUGAUUAUUCAUCUCAAGAAAUUAUCGGAAUGUGUAUUACCACAUUAAUUCCGGCAUUUGAGACUGUUGGGUCCUCAUAUGAUGACAACACUAACGAUGAUAUGGACAUUGAUAAACCUGUUAAAUUGAAUUCAUCAUUAGACAUUGAAAAAAUAAAUAAAACAAAAUUCUACGGUAGUCGUUCAAAGAAUGAUGGCAAUUUUCCAAUAAUUGGUAAAAUUUCAUUACAAUCCGUUCAAGAAGAAACAGAAGAUGAUGAAAAUACAUGUACACUUUAUCGACUAAAGAUCAUAUCCAUUCCUACCAUUGCUGGUGUUAUAACUGCACACAAGACUGGGGUCAUCCAAUCGUGUAAUUCUGAUUUCGUUAAAUACUUAUUCGGUGUUGGUGCUCAUGAAUUAAUUGGGAAACGUUAUAUCGAAUCUCUUUUACCACAAUUUCCUCGACUGGUUGAAUAUUUGACCUCAGAGAGAGUUCUUGUAGAAGGCAUUUUAAUUACCGAACAUGCUUUCCGUAGAGCUGCUUCAUUCAUUUCGAAAAUGUACACUCCCGGUAAAGAGUUUCACGUUUCAGGACAAGGUCCUUCCGGUAUAAUAGCUGUACAUCGGGACGGUACAAGAUUUGAUGUAGAUAUUCAAAUGAGAGUUGUAGAAUCACCAGAUGAACCCCUGCAUGUGUUAUGGAUUACCUAUGAUCGUAACGUAAAUUUUGUAAAAGACCAAUCAUUGGAGGUUAAUAGUUCGGUCCCAAUGCCAAUCGCUUACGAAAAGAAACAAGAAGAAUACAAUAAUCAUGUUCACGAAGUUUCUAAACCAUCUAGACAAUUAGAUAGAAACGAGCAAGAUGAGGAAGAAAAAUUCCCUCUAUCAAAAUUCAUUGCGGCUGGUGGAAAACCCCCACCAUUGAAGCGUUUAUCUACUGAUAACAGAAAAAUAACACGUCCACCUUCAAUAUCCUCUGCGCCCGAGUCUUUUGAUCCAAUGUUAUACUCGGCAAUAACAUUAACAAAGUCUAUUAACGACUUUAUAAUUGUGGAUAAUUUGGGUCAAGGAGCUUAUGGUCAAGUAAAUUUAGCAUAUAACAAAAAUGACCCCGAAAAGAAGAGAGUUGUACUUAAGUUUGUCGUCAAAUCAAAAAUACUGGUGGAUUGUUGGACUCGUGAUAAGUCACUCGGCACUGUUCCAUUAGAAAUUCAUAUUCUUCAUACUCUAAGACGUCUACCGCAUCCAAAUAUCGUUCAAAUGGUUGACUACUUUGAAGACGACGAAUAUUAUUACAUUGAAAUGGGAUUGCAUGGGGAAGGAAUGGAUCUUUUUGAUUAUAUCGAGUUGAAUAAUACUAUGUCUGAAGCAGAAGUCAAGUCGAUUUUCCGUCAGGUUUCACGUGCAAUUCAACAUCUGCAUCACAAUAAGAUCGUGCAUCGUGACAUUAAAGAUGAGAAUGUGAUACUUGAUGAAAAUGGAAAUGUUCAAUUGAUAGACUUUGGUUCCAGCGCAUAUCUUAAAGAGAAAACAAAAUAUGAUACUUUCUGCGGAACUAUCGACUAUGCAGCACCUGAGGUUUUAACGGGUAAAAAAUACGAUGGUCCACCACAAGAUAUAUGGGCAUUAGGGAUUUUGUUAUACACCCUUAUUUACAGAGAAAAUCCUUUCUAUAACAUUGAUGAGAUAAUCGCAAGGGAUUUGAGAAUCCCAUAUAUAUUAUCUGAAGGAUCGAUUGACCUUAUUAAGUGUAUGCUUGACCGAGAUGUAGAAAAACGUCCGUCAAUCGACGAUGUUUUGAAUCAUCCUUGGUUACGAGAAGAUUAA